UGAAAAGACUAGCUGAGCGACCGUGAUGCAUCGAGUCUGGGCGUACGCAGUUAGUUUACCGGUUUCGCUUUUGGGAAUAACCCGCGUCCAUGUAUCAAACGUGUAUUGGCCCCGAGUUCGGGUUUUACGAGAUGGAAAUACUGCCGUUACCCAUCACGUACACUACCACCACAGAUAUACGGGUUUACUAUCGUGCACUGUAGUCGACACUGUCGCACACGAUCGUAACGUGUGGUGCACGGGUACGGGAUGAUCUGUGACUAGUGUUUUCAUCGCGUUACCCUCGUCACAACUAAGCUGGUAUUGAGUAACACUUGUGAACGGGGGUUCAUUCAGAAAACGCUCGUCGAUUAAAUGUGUCCUGCAUCCAGUGGAGCACCGUUAAAUGCAGUUUGCACGCGAUCGAGACAACAUCGGUGCGCACACACGGUGUACAAACGCGCUGUUGCAAAAUAGAACCAAGCAAUCAACCUCGAAGUGAGAGUAAGCGAAGAACUCGCAGUCUCAGGUACUCUCAGUGUACUAGUUUUGGCAGUUAUCUCGAGAGCAAUCAUGGAGAACCACGCGUACAGUGAAGGAACAGUGGAGAACGGGAAGGCUGAUUAUCGAUCGGUAGCGUCGCCGAUGAAUUCUAGCACAACAUUGCAAACGAUCAGUGACGAUACGAAAACCAGCACGAGCACGACGCGUGACAAAUGGGGCCGAGACAUAGAGUUUAUGCUAUCCUGUAUUGCGUACUCGGUCGGGUUUGGCAACAUCUGGAAGUUCCCAUAUACGGCCCUCAAACACGGAGGCGGAGCAUUUCUGCUGCCGUACCUGAUCGUACUGUUUAUCGUUGGACGACCCAUCUACUAUCUGGAGAUGAUAUUGGGUCAGUUCUCUAGUAGAGGCUGUGUAAAACUGUACGAUCUCGCACCGGCUAUGCGUGGCAUCGGUGUGGCACAAACGAUCGCAAUGUUCGUCGUGAUGACUUACUACGCGCCAGUGUUGGCGAUUACGUUUCGCUACUUUGUUGCAUCGUUCAGCAGUACUUUGCCGUGGAGUGAGUGUAAUCCUUCCUGGUCAAACUGUGUGAAUUCUUCCUUUGUCGGUAAACUGGAACCCACCAACACAUCCGUCAGUUUGCAAUCAUCAGCCGAGCUGUUCUUCCUCAAGGAAGUCAUCCAUAAAGCUCCCUCGCUGGACAAUGGGUUGGGCAUACCGGAUUGGAAGCUUGCGUUAUGUCUACUGUUCGCAUGGAUUGUCGUUGCGACAAUUCUCAUCCGUGGAGCAAAAAGUACCGGCAAGGCUUCGUACUUUCUCGCGAUCUUUCCUUACGUGAUCAUACUGAUCCUGCUCGUCCAAACCGUUAUGCUGGAUGGUGCAAUGCAGGGCAUCCUAUACUUCAUAACACCGCAGUGGGAUAAGCUACUUAGCAUCGAGGUUUGGUACGAGGCCGUAACGCAGUGCUUCUUCUCACUCUCGGUCUGCUACGGUGGUAUUAUCGCGUAUUCGUCCUUCAACAACUUCAGCAACAAUGUACAUCGUGACGCCGUCAUUAUCUCCUGGCUCGACACAUUCACCUCCAUCGUUGCGGGUUGCAUCGUGUUCGGAGUGAUCGGCAAUUUGGCGUACGUUAGCGGUCAGCCGGACAUACAGAAGCUUGCACGAGACGGUGCCGGUCUUACCUUUAUGACAUACCCGGAUGCGAUCGCCAAAUUCCAGUUCUUGCCCCAGCUGUUUGCCGCCUUGUUCUUCCUGAUGCUGUUCAUUGUUGGCGUCGGUAGUAAUCUGGGCGUAACGACGAGCAUCAUUACCGCGAUCCGGGACCAGCGACCAAAUCUUAAACACUGGCAGGUUGUGCUGGGCACCGUUACCGUGGGAUACUUCUUCGGUUUGCUCUACCUGACACCGGGCGGAUUUGACUUUCUGGAUGUAAUCGAUUACUAUGGUGCGAAGUACGUGACGCUCACGUUUGCCGUACUGGAGCUCGCCACCGUUGCGUGGAUUUACGGCGUUGAUCGCAUCUGCCGAGACAUCAAGUUUAUGCUUGGCAUCGAAACCUCGUUCUAUUGGCGGGUGUGCUGGGGACUAAUUGCACCGCUCGCCACACUACUAAUUCUUAUCUUUAGCUUUGCCGACUUUGAGCUGCAAAAGGUCCCGAUGGGGUACAAUGUUUUAGGACUGUUUAUCUAUGCCAUCGCUUUUCUGCAACUACCCGGCUGGUACAUCUAUGCGAUAUACAGGCGGCGUAGCAAACAGAUGGAAUCGCUACGUAAAGCGGCCCGCAAUGCACUGGAACCGAUGGAUAUUUGGGGUCCGGAAAGUGAUACCGUGCGGUUACAGUACCAGACCGAGGAGGACCAGUAUCAAAACCUUCAUCCAACGGGCACGAAUGCUUUGAAGCGCAUCAAGAAGCGAAUGUUCAACAUUGGUUGAUUGGCAAAGGGCGUUCGGAAUGUGAUCACAACCACCAGUGACAAGUGAUAGUACCUUUUUAAUCGAGCUUACUUUCGAAUCCGGAUGGGUGCUACUUUUUUUCUCGACCUUUUGAGAAAACGCGGCUUAGAAUUAAUAACAUCACUCUAGUUUGUGUGUUCACCAUUAAAUGUAACAUUAAUGAAACGUGAUAGAUGUAUAAUUUUAUUUUCGGCUGUUUUAUGAUACUAAUAAACGUUACCAAAGUUUUACUAAGCAAA
Molecule: messenger RNA, 2678 nt
Organism: Anopheles funestus (African malaria mosquito)
Lineage: Eukaryota; Metazoa; Arthropoda; Insecta; Diptera; Culicidae
Product: sodium-dependent nutrient amino acid transporter 1-like
Exons: 7
Coding region: 553-2418 (621 amino acids)
Biological process (GO): sodium ion transmembrane transport
Cellular component (GO): membrane
Molecular function (GO): L-amino acid transmembrane transporter activity
Source: RefSeq, a predicted model, not a curated record